GCGCUGUUGCGAAGGAAGUCACAGCGGCGAAUUCGCGCAGCAAUAAACUUAAUAAGUUCUUCCAUGAAGAAUUCAUCCACAGCUAUCAAGCAGGAAGUUGUGAACAGAGUUUAAAAGCUGCUGCAGGACUGCAGACAUUCACAGGAAGCUGGACCAGCAAUGGCUCUGCUGAAGGUUCUGCUGCUGCUGUUGGGACUGGGUGUUGCAGUGAGCUCAGUGUCUGUGCAGAAGAGAGUCGUUGGAGGCCAGAACUGUAAAGACGAUGAGCGUCAGUAUCAUGUGUAUAUCAAUGCAUAUAAUAAAACAGAAGACAUUUUCUGCGGUGGAUCUCUGAUCACUGAUCAGUGGGUUCUGACUGCAGCUCACUGCUGGAACUCAGAUCCAGGAUGCGGCACCAAGGUUCAGAUUGCAGGUUAUGGACCAUCAAGAGUUGGCUGUUUUAACAAAAGAAUCCCACAUAGUCCAGAUGAUCUUCAGUGUGCAGAGUUUAAGAUUGAUAAACACGAAAGGCUGGAAAAGAUAAUUGCAAAAUGUAAGUUCUUUGACUACACUUUCCAGGAGUGGUACAGUGUGGAAAGCUCUAGGAAGGACACAUCUUUCGGCGACUCUGGUGGAGGAUGGGUGUUCAGGAACAGGCUGUAUGGCGUUCAGGCCUUCAUUGGAGAAAAGAAGUUUGCAUACAGAGCACCAAGUGGUUUCAUGGACGUUUGUGCCUACAAGAAGUGGAAAGAUGACACAAUUAAUUAACCAAAAAACCUAGGCUGUGGGUAAAUGUUUCCAUCCAUCCAUCUAUC
This is a messenger RNA of Poecilia reticulata (guppy), 794 nucleotides long. NCBI's taxonomy places the organism in Eukaryota, Metazoa, Chordata, Actinopteri, Cyprinodontiformes, Poeciliidae. The record is from RefSeq and is a predicted model, not a curated record.